AGCCGGGAUUGGGCCCGCCCGGCCCGCUCCGCGCGGGGGACGCGAGCUGCUCCUGUGCUGGUUGCCCGGUGUUCGCCCAGGAUUUAAAGCCGGCAAGUUUCGUCCUUCAGACCAACGACUUUCCCUCCGAUGCGGGAAGGACAGCUGACCCCCAACUGGGGCGUUUAAAAAGCUGAGCUGGGACUGGGUGAGUUUCGCUUCACGUUCCGGUUGAAAUGAAGCCGGGCUCGCAGGUCGCGUCGCCGGGGGUGCUGGCCCCGCGCGAGGACCCUCCCCUCUCCCGGCGUGUUUUAGAGGCGGGCUGCUGUCCUGCAGCCCUAGUUUGCCGCUGUCAGUCGGUUUCCUUCCUUUGUUAACGAGGCUCCCAGACGCGCGAGGCGAGUGAGUGGCGCGAGUGGCGAGAAACCUUUGAGCGAGGCUCGGUCUCGCAAAGGAGAAGCAGAUAAGAGGACUGCUACCGAGCCGAGACUUGCUGCUCCCGUGCAGGAGUAACUGGCGUCCUGAGUGCUGAGGUCCAGAUUCCAGGUUGUACUGGAACAUUAACUGACUCUUUGGUGGGGGAUCCACACCUGGAAGAUUUCCAGAGUCUUCCCAGCAUCCUGCCUGUGGCCUACUACAUAGUGGCAUUGAAUGUUCACAGGAAGCAGUGCACGGAACAGCUGCAUAAGGCCACCCACCAAACUUAAUGAAGGAUGCCAGAGUGGAAAAAUUUUGAUGUGCCAGUAUCUUCAUUCUACAGUGUGUUCCAUUCUUUUGCAAUCUCAGAAAAAAAAAUGGUAUUAAAAGAAAAUAUUUUGUGAAAUAAGAUCAUUUUCCAUUUUUAAUGACCAACAUGUAGUAAGAUGGACAUCUGCUCUACAGAAUACAAAGUUCUAUGGUCUCAAAAAAGCCAGAACCUGUUUAAAACUGAUCCUAAAUAAAAAUAGACCUGAAUGGAUAUGAGAAGGUUUAUCAGUGGCAGAAGACUCAAAAAAUGGCAGUUUAUUCAGUUAUUUGCCACUUGUUUUAUACUAAGCCUCAUGUUUUUUUGGGACCCGAUUGAUAAUCACAUUGUGAGACAUAUGAAGUCCUACUCUUACAGAUACCUCAUAAACAGCUACGACUUUGUGAAUGAUACCCUGUCUCUUAAAAACAGCUUAGCUGGGGCUCGCUACCAAUACUUGAUUAACCAUGAGGAAAAGUGUCACGCACAAGACGUCCUCCUGUUACUGUUUGUAAAGACUGCUCCCGAAAACUAUGAUCGACGUUCUGCAAUUAGAAAAACAUGGGGCAAUGAGAAGUAUGUUAGGUCUCAGCUUAAUGCCAAUAUCAAAACAUUGUUUGCCUUAGGAACUCCUAAUCCAUUGAAGGGAGAAGAACUGCAAAGAAAAUUGGUUUGGGAAGAUCAAAUGUACCAUGAUAUAAUUCAGCAAGACUUUAUUGAUUCUUUCUACAAUCUUACUCUUAAAUUACUUCUGCAGUUCAGUUGGGCAAAUACCUUUUGUCCACAUGCCAAAUUCCUUAUGACUGCUGAUGAUGACAUAUUUAUUCACAUGCCAAAUCUCAUUGAAUACCUUCAAAGUUUAGAACAAAUUGGUGUUCAAGACUUUUGGAUUGGCCGUGUUCAUCGUGGUGCUCCUCCCGUUAGAGAUAAAAGCAACAAAUAUUAUGUCUCCUAUGAAAUGUACCAGUGGCCAGCUUACCCUGACUAUACUGCUGGAGCGGCCUAUGUAAUCUCUGGUGAUGUGGCUGCCAAAGUGUACGAGGCAUCACAGACACUUAAUUCUAGUCUUUACAUAGAUGAUGUGUUCAUGGGCCUUUGUGCCAAUAAAGUGGGGAUAGUACCACAACACCAUGUGUUUUUUUCUGGGGAAGGUAAAACUCCUUAUCAUCCCUGCAUCUACGAGAAAAUGAUGACAUCUCAUGGACAUGUACAGGAUCUUCAGUACCUUUGGGACAAUGCCACAGAUCCUAAAGUAAAAACCAUUUCAAAAGGGUUUUUUGGUCAAAUAUACUGCAGGUUAAUUAAGAUAGCUCUCCUUUGCAAAUUGACCUAUGUGGACACAUAUCCUUGUAGGGCUGCAUUUGUCUAAUAGUACUUGAAUGUUGCAUGUUUUCACUGUCACUGAGCCAGACCUGGAUGAAAAACUUUUACAUGUUUGUCUACUCUAAGUAAAAUGAAUAUGAAAGACAAAGAAAUAUUUUGAAAGCCCAGUCUAUCAGAAUGUUUCUUUGAUUCUAGAAGCUAUUUAAUGACGUAUCUACUUCAUUGCCUAAAUUUACUUCCAGGUAUUCAUAUUUAGAAGAGUUUAUACUAUUAAUGAAAACAAAACUAAAGGGAAAUUCAAGUUCUCAUUUAAUGCCACAUGUCUAUUUUUGGUGAUGAGAAGUUAAGAAGCCUUGCUGUUAGAAUAACUGCUUUUGGAAAAUACCAUCUUUGAAGAAAUUAAUAGAUUGUUAGACCAGGUAUACAAGUUAAUUUUUGUUAAAGAGCACUUCAUGGAGGUGGUAGGGCCAGGGAAGCAUUGGCAUAGGAGAAAGUACAUGAAUCUGGUAAAAAAAAAAACAAAAAAACAAAAAAACCUUUUAAGAGGAGAUGUAGGAAAAUGUACAUCAUUUCAUUAUAAACAGCCAAAUUAUUUAUUGUUAUAUCCAAGUAGCUAUUUUUACCUACAUGAUGUUGGAGUCAUUUAAAAUAUAUCUUUUUUUCAAAGUUUAAUGUAAACCUUGAGAAAAGUCAUUAACUCUGUCCUAACUGGUACUUCAUAUUUUUUUAAAUUUUCUUUAAAAUUUUAGAAAAUGACACAAAACAUGGAUAGUUUGUUGCCCAUAGGGUCCUUCUCUAGGGAGAAAUCAUUGUUACUUCAAAUAAGAUGAUUUUAAUUUAAUGAAAUUUUCAGCUGGAUUUAAAAUAUUCAAUAUUGGUCUGUACUUAAGGUUGUUAUUUGAAUGUAGUUUACAUAGAGUAAUAUAAUAAUGGGGACUUUAAAAGGAAAGAUAGAACAUUAAAAGCCUCUUUUCUCCAUAAUUUAUAAAAUUUUGGUGUCCACAUCAUUGUACUGAUUACUAAAAUUAGCUCACCCAUCCCCAAGAAGGUCUCUUAAACUACAGUAGGUUGUUCCAAGUUCAGAGUUUUAAAUUGAGAAUAUUAAACAUCGAAGCUAUAAUAUCUAUUUUUUUAUAAAGUAACUAUCAGAAGUGAUCUUUAUCUUUUACUUAUUUCAAACUUGAAAGCAGAGUAAAAGUGAUGGGAAAGUUGCCAAAAAGGUUUAAAGCAUUUGUAAAGCUACAUGUUCCCUGUAAUCAAAGGGAUGUGGCUGAGAUCUAAUAAAGUGAUGUUUGUUUUACAAGGCAGGAUAAAAAUGUGGCUGUGAUGUAAACUACCUCCCCUCACUACAGAAAGAAUUGGGUAAUAUCCAUUGCUAGGGAGAUUAUAUGAGGGCCAAAAUAAUGACUUCAGCAAAAGUAGUUGAAAGGAUUAUAAAACCUUGUUUGCAGAGGCACCUGUUAGGGAAAAUAGGAUGUCUCAUUUAAUAAGAUGAUGUCUGAAACAUGCAAAACAAAACUAAAAAAGAUUUCUCAGUAGACACAACUGGAUUAUGAUAUUUAUAAUUUUUAGCAGAUAGCUUUUUGAAAAUGUUUACAGAAAUUUUUUGUUAAUUUUUUUCUAUUUUGAAAUUUGAGGCUUGUUUACAUUGCUUAGAGAAUUUAGUAUCUUUAAUGUCAGAACUAUGGUAUCAAAUAUUCUAGGUUGUAGUUACUUUCAGAGUAGGUUCAAGGUUUUAGAGCAUCAUGGUUUAAAUUUUCUAAUCAAUUUUAAAAACUGUGAGAACAAAAGCAUAUCUGGACAAAGCAGGCUUAUAAUUAAUUUUUAUUAGUUGAUUCUUUUUUUUUUGAGACAGGGUCUCGCUUUGUUGCCCAGGCUAGAGUGA
Microcebus murinus (gray mouse lemur) is the source of this 3911-nucleotide messenger RNA. It is a transcript of the gene B3GNT5, whose product is annotated as UDP-GlcNAc:betaGal beta-1,3-N-acetylglucosaminyltransferase 5. Gene Ontology annotation, molecular function: N-acetyllactosaminide beta-1,3-N-acetylglucosaminyltransferase activity. Gene Ontology annotation, biological process: protein O-linked glycosylation. The record is from RefSeq and is a predicted model, not a curated record. Gene Ontology annotation, cellular component: Golgi membrane. Lineage: Eukaryota; Metazoa; Chordata; Mammalia; Primates; Cheirogaleidae.